AUGUCGUCAUCGUCGUCGAUUUUGACGCCGGCGCAGAAGUACGCGGCAGGAGCGCUGUUUGGGCUGGCGCUGCAUCAGGCUCAGAUCCACCAGACUCGCCCAUUGGGUUUUCCCUCUGUUGACGACGAUGAUGGCCGCUCGUCGGAUGAGCGUGUCAGCAGUGGCAGCAGUUCUGACUCCGUUUCGGAGGAUCCCCAGCUUUGGGUCCACGAAUCUUCAUGCCUUCUCCGCCCAAUUUUCAAGUUUCUAGAGAUUGAUAAUAAAGCGUGGUCCGGACUCGAGGAAACUUCUGGAUGUUCACCACCAAAGCAUCAUGUUGGAGCGUUCCUAAGGCUUCUUGCAGAAGAAAGUGGUGGCAUGCCUUCAGAAGCUGUAGAUAAGGAACAUGCUUUGGCGAAUGGCGUGGAUGCCAUGGCUUCAAGCAUGGAAAGAAAUUCUGUUGAUGAUGAGUCCAAAAAGGAGAAGCAUCGUGAGUAUAAGAAUGCUUGUCAGGAGAAGUUUUCGAGUGCUGAAAUAGUGUCCAAAACUAAACAGGAAGAGGAAAAAGUGCCUGACAAUAGUCCGAAGGAGAUAAGUCACAAGCAAUCUAUCACUGAACAAGUACAUAUACAAGCCAGCUUUGAAUUUGAUGAAAAACAAUUGGAAGAGGUAAGUUAUCCAAGGAAAGUGGCAGUUCUAUAUGAACUUCUUUCAGCUUGUCUGGCAGAUAUACCUGGAGACGACAAGAAAUGCACCAGGCAAAGAAAGGGAUAUGAUGCAAGACACCGUGUGGCAUUACGGUUGCUAGCUGCAUGGUUUAAUGUGAAGUGGAUAAAACUGGAAGCCAUGGAAACCAUGGUUGCUUGUUCGGCAAUGGCUCUAUUAAAAGAGGAAGAAUCAAAAGAAGAAACCCAAUCUCCAAAAACCUCAUGGGCUAAGUGGAAACGUGGAGGUAUCAUAGGUGCUGCUGCAUUAACUGGAGGAACCUUAAUGGCAAUUACUGGCGGUUUAGCUGCUCCAGCAAUUGCGGCAGGGUUUGGUGCUUUAGCACCCACAUUAGGAACUAUAAUCCCAGUGAUUGGAGCAAGUGGGUUUGCUGCUGUUGCCACUGCUGCAGGAAGUGUUGCUGGUUCUGUUGCAGUUGCAGCAUCUUUUGGUGCUGCUGGAGCUGGACUUACAGGUAGUAAAAUGGCUAGGAGAAUUGGAGAUGUUGAUGAAUUUGAGUUCAAAGCGAUAGGAGAAAAUCAUAACCAAGGACUGCUAGCAGUUGAGAUCUUGGUGUCUGGAUUUGUUUUUGAGAAGGAAGAUUUUGUGAGACCUUGGGAAGUACAACAUGAUAACUUGGAGAGGUAUGCACUGCAGUGGGAGUCUAAGAAUCUAAUUUCUGUAAGCACAGCAAUUCAAGACUGGCUUACUUCAAGACUUGCCAUGGAAAUGAUGAAGCGAGGUGCCAUGAUGACUGUACUAAGCUCACUUUUAACAGCAUUGGCUUGGCCAGCAGCAUUACUUACUCUUACUGACUUUAUCGAUAGCAAAUGGGCAAUUGCUGUGGACAGAUCUGAUAAGGCUGGAAAACUGCUUGCUGAAGUAUUGUUAAAGGGAUUGCAAGGACAUAGGCCUGUGACACUUGUAGGUUUCUCACUUGGUGCAAGAGUUAUUUUUAGUUGUCUCCAGAUUUUGGCUGAAAGUGAAAAUAGUGCUGGACUUGUGGAAAGAGUUGUUCUACUUGGAGCACCCAUUGCAAUUAAAGAUAUGAAUUGGGAAGCUACUCGAAAGGUGGUGGCUGGGAGAUUUGUGAAUGCAUAUUCUACUAAUGAUUGGAUACUUGGAAUUGCAUUCCGUGCCAAUCUUCUUACACAAGGAUUGGCGGGAAUUCAACCGGUGGAAGUGCCUGGAAUUGAAAAUGUUGACGUAACUAGCAUAAUUGAUGGUCACUCCUCGUAUCUUUGGAGUACCCAAGAGAUCCUAGAACAGCUCGAACUGGAUACUUAUUAUCCUAUUUUCAGUCCCCCUGCUUUCAAAACAUAG
Molecule: messenger RNA, 2007 nt
Organism: Fraxinus pennsylvanica
Lineage: Eukaryota; Viridiplantae; Streptophyta; Magnoliopsida; Lamiales; Oleaceae
Source: the annotation of a GenBank genome assembly